GUAUCUCUCUGCAGCGGAGUAGAAUUUAGAAAUGUGGAAGGAGGAAUCGUUGGAUUUAGUACUAGUGCCGGCGGGUCUCGCCGUGAUGGUCGCUUACCAUGUCUGGCUCGGCUACACCAUUAUCCACCGUCCGAAGCUCACCGCUAUCUCCCUCAACGCUGAAUCUCGAAGACUAUGGGUCUUCGCUAUGAUGGACGAUCCGAUGAAAAACGGUGUAUUGGCAGUACAGACAAUCAGGAACAACAUAAUGGCAUCAACCGUUUUAGCCACAACAGCAAUCACUCUCUGUUCCAUCAUCGGCGUCUUCGUAAGCAGCAACUCCCCUUCGGAAUCCACAGCGUCGCCUAUGAUAUACGGCAACAAAAGCCCUCUCCUUGCAACCAUCAAGAACUUCUCGAUCCUCAUCUGUUUCCUCAUGGCCUUUCUCUGCAACGUCCAGUCCAUCAGGUACUACGCCCACGUUAGUUUCCUAGUCACCGUGCCCGUCUCCAGAGGGGAAAAAGAGCACUGCGAGUACGUGGCUAGGAACCUGAACCGAGCUCUCUACUUCUGGUUCCUCGGGUUGAGGGCCUUCUAUUUCUCCUUCCCGCUCUUCCUGUGGAACUUUGGUCCCACCCCCAUGUUUGUGUGCUGUUGUAUGAUGUCUUCGAUUUUGUAUUUCUUGGACACGACCACUUCUUUUACUAGGCGUCUCCACAGCCAGUCGUUUAGAGAAACUGCUGAGUCGAUGGAUGGUGAAAUCGAAUCAGUGGUUCAUGCUCUCUAGAUUCUUCUCUGAUUCUUUUGUUGUGUGUUGGUUGUUCGUUGAGGUUCUAGAGAUAUUUUGCGGAAUGUUUUUGAAAUGUGAUGGAAAAACUUGGGCUGCGAUUGUUUGUUUGCGUUUUCAUGUAACAAUGAUUAGAAGAUUAUCAUAUG
Brassica oleracea var. oleracea is the source of this 915-nucleotide messenger RNA. RefSeq lists its product as uncharacterized. Bases 32 to 766 code for a protein of 244 amino acids. The transcript is spliced from 2 exons. The record is from RefSeq and is a predicted model, not a curated record. NCBI's taxonomy places the organism in Eukaryota, Viridiplantae, Streptophyta, Magnoliopsida, Brassicales, Brassicaceae.